This is a messenger RNA of Melampsora larici-populina 98AG31, 738 nucleotides long. RefSeq lists its product as uncharacterized. The transcript is spliced from 3 exons. The record is from RefSeq and is a predicted model, not a curated record. Lineage: Eukaryota; Fungi; Basidiomycota; Pucciniomycetes; Pucciniales; Melampsoraceae. The coding region runs from base 1 to 738 and encodes 245 amino acids.
AUGGCAAUCAAAUUGUAUAGCUUUGUCUUUGUUGCAGUCAUCCUUUCGACCUUAACAGUUGGUCAAGGAGUUGUGGCCUUUCCUUUGGAACAUACCAAUAGGUUCUUCAAUCAACUUUUAUUUUACUCUAGUACCUUUUUGCUCAUCCUCCUUUAUCUUCUACACAGUCCUAGAUCAGUUGGCAGACAUCUUGGAUCUAUACUGAAAGAUUCGAGGAUCUUGGUACGAGAUGCCCCUGAGAAGAUAGUGCCAGUGGUUGAGAAACCCAAAAUGGUACCAGCAAAGGAUCCUACUCAUCCAAUUCAUCAUCGUCGCGUCGAGCCAGAAAAGAUUCCCGCUGAAAAACCAAAGCCCGUAGCAGCAAAGAAUCCUACCAAUCCAAUUCAUCAUCGCCGAGCCGAACCAGCAAAGAUUCCCGCUGAAAAGCCAAAGCCCGUACCAGCAAAGAAUCCUACCAAUCCAAUUCAUCAUCGCCGUGCAGAACCAGCAAAGAUCCCUGCACCUGUGGUUGAAAAGCCAAAGCCUGUACCAGCAAAGAAUCCUACUAAUCCAAUUCAUCAUCGCCGAGCCGAGCCAGCAAAGAUUCCCGCUGAAAAGCCAAAGCCCGUACCAGUAAAGAAUCCUACUAAUCCAAUCCAUCAUCGUCGAGCUGAACACCACAAAGAUCCUUUACCAUUAAUUGACAAACCUAAACCUUUAGCUGAAGUACCGAUUCCUGCUCCUCAUCUAUUGUUAUGA